CCUGCUUGUGCUGGGUUGGGGACCAAACCCUGCUGCGGCUCUGAAAUAUAAAACACAGUAGGAACCAGAGAGCAGGCUUUUAAAUUGCAGAUCCACAGCAGGGUUUGGGCCCAGCAUGAGCCAGGACUGAGCCAGCUGCCUUCCCCUGUCAACUAAUCGAGGAGUCAAUAAAAAUUCUACCGACUGCUCGAUGAGUAAAAUAACCUCAUUUUAACAUCCCUGGUCCAGAGGAGCUGAGGCUAGCAAAAGUUUUUAGCCCUUGAGGUCCCUGGUGCCUUGGCCAGGAUGGAGGCCGUCACACCCGUAAAUGGCAGGGGUGUAAUAUGAGGGAGCAUUAGGAGUUCUGUCUGUAGGUCCCUUUUAAUUCCAUUUGGGGUGAGGCUAUAGGUUCUGCAGGGGCGAUUCUGAUCUUGGCUGCAAGUGUCACUCUGGAUGCGUGGUCUGCAGGGCACAUCCCAAAGGCCUGUACUCGAGGCAGUGAAACUGCACCAGUACAGGAGAAGAAUCCAGCUCUGGCCAGCCAGUCUGGAGUGGGCAUCUGGCAGAUGCAAGUUGUGCCCAUGGGGAGAAGGGAGGUGGAAAGAGGGAGCCGCUCCUGCUCAGUGCCUGGGAUCUGUUGGAGGAGCUCCCUGUCUGAACUCUCUCUCUGUCUCCUCCAGGGAAGGGGAACUACUGGACCUUAGACCCAAACUGUGAGAAGAUGUUCGACAAUGGGAAUUUUCGGCGCAAGCGCAAGCGGCGCUCUGAGCCUAACGCCUCUGCAAUGGCGUCCUCUGUGGGUGGCUUGAAAGCUGAGGAAGGGCGUCCCAUCCCCGCGGCUGCAGGCAAGCCCUGUGGAAACAGCUUCUCUGCAGAGUUGGAGCCAUCACCGGCCAGGGACCAUCCGAAAAGAACCUCCUCUCCAGGCAUCAUCUCAGCCAGCUCUGGCUGCCUGAGCACCUUCUUCAAUGGCAUGAGCUCACUGAGCAGCGGAGGGAGCCGCCUGGCCGGGGGUCUCAGCAGCAGCGAACUGCACUAUAGAAACUUCCCCGCAGGACAGAUGAGUGGUGGCACCUUCACUGUCUCCUCCAGCAGCUCUUCCCCGGAAGCGCUCCCACCAGACCAGCUGCAGCGAGUUCCAGGGCCCACGGCAGCCUAUUAUAGCUCCUUCCACCCCAGCAGCAGCAGCCCAGGGGCCCAGUACAACCAUUAUUACAACUUCACUGUCAAUAGCCUCAUCUAUACCCGGGAUGGCACCGAGGUGUAGGAUAUGCAGUGGGGCAUGGCAUGUAACUAAAGGGAACGAGAGAGGCAGGGUCUCUGAGCAACAAGGAAGGCCAUAUGCUUUUGCAGACUGCAUUCGAAGCACAAUAUUUGCAGUAUGUUUUGUGUGUUUCCCAGGAUGAAAAACUUACCCCUCUCCUCCCCCUGACACACACAAAAUGUGGAGUAUUUCCCCUAUUCAGCCCCGCAAAUUCACUGAUCAACAUAGGAUAUCUGUUUGCCAUUACAUGCUGCAAAUGAGAACAAGAACUGGAUUAGUGACUUCAGAGGUUUUAUAACUACAAAGAGACACCAGCAAGGAUGAAAUAGAGACACAGAGCAGGGAGUAUUGCCUGUUGGUCAUGUGUGACUCUCUUUACAAUGUAUUGGUCUUAGAAGAAAAAAAAAUGAAGAGAUUUCUAAUGAAGUGCCUUGUAAAAAUACCUGUGUCAGUGAUUGCCUGGUUAGGUAAUUUUUUUUAGGCCUCAAUCCUGCAAUGUACAAUGUCAGGGCAGAUUCUGUGCCCAUAUACAGCCCCUUUAGAUACAGUGCAGGCAUGCCUAUCUGCCUGGGGUUUGUAUAUUGAAGAAUCCGGACCUUCUUUUGUAAAACCGUUGUUUUGUUUUACUUAAGCUUAGAACCAAAGACCUAAAAUUGAGCCAACCAGCUUCAGCAACAGAAAUAACACCAUGAAUAUUUUUAUACGUAUUUGUAUGUAAUGUACUACUUUGUAAAUGCGUUUCUAUGGGAUUUUAUAUUUGUAAAUUAUGCUCUGGAAUUGUACUUAUUUAUAAUGUGUUUGAAAUUUGGUAAAGUUUAUUUUGCCAUCCUUUCCCCCUCUCAGCCUCCUCCCCCCCCCCCCCACACCCAUCCGCUUCCUUUUUUUAUUGUAGUGUAUGAAUGAAACAUUUCAAGCUGAACAAAAAUUUGGGGAAUAAAAUAUUUACAGUUA
Messenger RNA from Pelodiscus sinensis (Chinese soft-shelled turtle), 2194 nucleotides. Lineage: Eukaryota; Metazoa; Chordata; Testudines; Trionychidae. The record is from RefSeq and is a predicted model, not a curated record.